GAAGAAAGUUUGUCCAAGUAUCAAUCUCCUUUCAUAAGAAAGAGGCAGAAAUAAGAUUGAAGAAAAUAGACGAGAAAACGUGAUUUCUCUCUGCCUUAGCUUAAAAAUCUAAGGCAGCAGAGAGAAAUCCCUCUGCAUCAUCUGAAAAGAUGGCCUUCCAAGACUUUGGUGAUUUGUCGGAGCGCCGAAGACGAGAGAAGCAACAAAGGCUGAAACAGAAGAUUACAGUUGCGGUAAUCUCAGUUUUAGUUCUUAUUCUCAUUAUAGCAUCUUGUGUUGUAGCCAUUGUUUAUCGAUCCGGACAUAACACGAAAAAGCAAGAAACUGCUGGAACCACAAAACAGGUUACCCAUUCCACAAAUCGGAUCAAAAUGAUAUGCGAUGCAACCGAUUUCAAACAAACAUGUGAAAGUAAGCUAGGUAACAUAAUGAGUUCAAAUUCUACUAACCAUCCUAAGGAUCUUCUCAAAGCUGCAAUCUUUGCUAUCAUUGAUGAGCUCGAAACUUCUUUUCUCAACGUGUCUUCGAAAUUUAAAACGGAUAAUCCUGACGAGAGUAAGGCGCUCGAAGAUUGCCAUGUUCUUCUAGGAGAUGCAAUUGAAGAGUUGGAUGCUUCCGCGGAUCACGUUGGUGGUGACGAUAUUGAAAAGCUCCCACAAAGAACCCAUGACUUAGAUAAUUGGCUAAGUGCUGUCAUGUCUUACCAAGAGACGUGCAUUGACGGAUUCCCGGACGGGAAAUUGAAAUCCGAUAUACAAAAGGCAUUUAAAACAGCAAAAGAAUUGACUAGUAAUUCUCUAGCCAUUGUCUCGGAGAUGACCACAAUUCUAUCAGCUCUUCAAGUACCAGGGAUUACACAUCGUCGCCUUCUAGGGAAAGAAGAAGAUGAUGAACUUUCUACUAUUGUAAAAGAUAAACGUCCUAAUUGGAUGUCCCAUGAAGACCGUAGAGCUCUACAACAGGCUCCUGGUACUGCCGACUUGAAGCCUAACGUUGUUGUCGCUAAGGAUGGCAGCGGAGCAUUUAAGACCAUUAGUGAGGCCUUGGCUGCCAUGCCUGCUAAAUACACCGGAAGAUACAUCAUUUACGUGAAGACUGGGGUUUACGACGAGACGGUAACCGUGGGAAAGAAGAUGGUGAAUGUUACCAUGUAUGGAGAUGGACCAGAGAAAACCGUUGUCACGGGGAGCAAAAAUUUUGUUGAUGGUGUUCGUACAUUCCAAACGGCAACUUUCGUUGCUCUAGGGGACGGUUUCAUGGCCCGAGACAUGUGUUUCAAGAACACCGCUGGUCCCGAAAAACACCAAGCUGUGGCGCUAAGAGUCCAAUCCGAUCGUUCAGUGUUCUACAACUGCCGAAUUGAUGGUUACCAAGAUACACUAUACACUCAAACCCAUCGUCAGUUCUACACAAAUUGUACAGUUUUGGGCACAAUCGAUUUCAUUUUUGGUGAUGCAUCUGCAAUCAUACAAGACUCCACGCUCAUUGUUAGAAGGCCAUUAGAUAACCAGCAAAACUCUGUCACAGCCCAAGGAAGAGCUGAUAAGCGUGAAACCACCGGACUAGUUAUACAAAAUUGUAUUAUUAAGGCAAAUUAUGCAUUGUUGCCUGUAAAGUUUAAGAUUAAGAGCUACCUUGGUAGGCCAUGGAAGGAGUACUCGCGAACAAUUAUCAUGGAAUCGAUGAUUGGAAACCUUAUAGCACCAGAAGGAUGGAUGCCAUGGCAAGGUGACUUCGCACUGAAGACAUUAAAUUAUGUAGAAUACUCAAAUAAAGGGCCAGGUGCAGCAACCGGGGCUAGGGUGAAAUGGCCUGGUUAUAAGAGUAGCAUGACUAAAGAUGAAGCCAUGAAAUAUACAGUUGAGCCCUUCCUUGGAGAUUGGGUGAAGCCUACAGGAGUUCCUGUUCAAAUCGGAUUGUACGACAAAUAAAUGAACGAUUUUUUAAAAAAAAAUGGUAUUUAUGCCUGCACAGACAUGUUAUAAACUACUUGUAAAAAUACAGCCCUUCCUGUUCAAAUCGGAUUGAGAAAUAGACUCCGUUACUUCUUGUUGUAUUGUUCUUGUUGUUGUUGUUUGUUCUGAUUUUAUCAUCAAGAAUUUUGCUUACUUUGUUUUGA
Papaver somniferum (opium poppy) is the source of this 2119-nucleotide messenger RNA. RefSeq names its product pectinesterase-like. Gene Ontology annotation, biological process: cell wall modification. Gene Ontology annotation, molecular function: pectinesterase activity; pectinesterase inhibitor activity. Lineage: Eukaryota; Viridiplantae; Streptophyta; Magnoliopsida; Ranunculales; Papaveraceae. The record is from RefSeq and is a predicted model, not a curated record. The transcript has 3 exons. The coding region runs from base 150 to 1931 and encodes 593 amino acids.